This is a messenger RNA of Medioppia subpectinata, 1260 nucleotides long. The record is from the annotation of a GenBank genome assembly. Lineage: Eukaryota; Metazoa; Arthropoda; Arachnida; Sarcoptiformes; Oppiidae.
AUGAGACGUUUAGAGUGGGGCGCUGUAUAUAACAGAAGUAAAGAAAAAGAACUAAGAGAGUGUACAAUAUGCGGCGAUAUCGCAACAGGCUAUAAUUUCAAUGCCCUCACGUGCGAAUCCUGUAAGGCAUUUUUUAGACGCAAUGCAAUUAAGGGUAUCAAAAGUUGUAGUGUUGAAGGCAAGUGUGUAAUCAAUUUAAGUACACGAAGAAUAUGUGGUUAUUGUAGACUCGAAAAGUGUUUCAAUACCGGAAUGAAAAAGGAAUGGAUAUGGAAUGAAGAGGCAAAGGAAUGCAGGAAAAUGAAGAUCGAGAUGAAUCGAUACAGACGUCAACUUAUGCAACAAAAACAGGCAAACAUUAAAUCUACAGACACUGUAUCGUCGACCACAGUCUUCGCCACCGGAGCUGAUUCACCACUUGACUCGGAUGUCAUCAAUCAAUCGGCAAACAUAUCAUUCAUAUUAUCAAUUAUGACAAAGAGUGGUAACAAUCACUUCAGCCAUAGUAACAGUCAAUCAUCGGACAACUCGGGCGACAGUAUCGGCGAUCAGACACCGACACAGACCUCCAUCAGUGAUGAGGUGUACCGGAAGGCCGUCGAGAUGGAGAUGUCGGUCACACCGGUGUCCAGACCUCACCUACACUUCGGCCACACCUUCACUGAGUCGGAGGGCAAUCGGUUCACUGAAUUGCUAUUCGCGGCCAAACUAUUGCAGAAUCACAUGAAGGCCUACACAUCGCAAAUAACGACAGUCAACGACUAUUUCCAUACGUUAGACAUUAAGUUUGAACAGGAAGUGAGAAAAUUAAUCAAAUCGUUUAAAAUGCUCAUGUGCUUUAAUGACAUUUGCGAACAAGAUCGUCACACCCUGGUCAAACACGGCAGUAAUGAAAACAGUAUUAUUAAAGUUCAGCUUAAUAUAAUGCAAGAAAACGACAAUUACUAUCUAGAGCUUAUUGAGUAUUUUAAGAAGUUAAAACAAGAAAUGGAGCUUGAUAAUCGUAUAUUAGACAUGAUGACGGCUAUAAUUCUGUUCAACCCUGACAUCUAUGGACUAGUCAACCGAGAUGCAAUUAGCUCGAUAUGCGAAGCGAACGGAAAGUUUUUGAGACUUUUAAAUAGUUUGAUAUUUUUGGGCGCUUUUAAUGAUAAGAUACGCAAAACAGUGUCCGGAAGGCCACGUAAUCACAAGUCGGAGCUCAUCGACGAGAUUAUGUAUUGCGAUAAUACUAAUAAUAUGUUGGGUUGUGUUAUAUAA